This is a messenger RNA of Sturnus vulgaris (Common starling), 703 nucleotides long. NCBI's taxonomy places the organism in Eukaryota, Metazoa, Chordata, Aves, Passeriformes, Sturnidae. The record is from RefSeq and is a predicted model, not a curated record.
GUUGAUUUGAGGGGCGGAUUGGCCCUGCGUGGGUGGGGAAUAAUUUCUUUCAUUUGGGCCGAACCCGGGCGCGCUCUCCCAGCGGGAUGUUGGGGACCACCCCCCCAUUUCCCGUCCCCCCUGACGCAUCCCCAACCCCUCCCAGUUUACCACUGGGUGGAGAUGCGAACCAAGAUGCGCCUGCUGGGAUUCCGGGGGGCGGCCGUGAAGCCCCUGAACGAGGAGGCGGCGGCCGAGCUGGGGGCGGAGCUGCUGGGGGAGGCGCUGGUCUUCGGGGUCGGGGGGCUCUGCCUCUACCUGGAGUACCUGAGGCAGGCGGGGCAGAGCCGGCGCCGCGAGGAGCACCUGGAGCAGACCCUGAGCGACCUCCGGGACGGCCUCGAGCGGCUCCAGAGGGAGCUGGAGGAGCUGCGGGGCCAGGGACACGCCCAGGGCGGGGCUGAACACGCCCAGGGCGGAGCUGGACACGCCCAGGGCGGAGCUGGACACGCCCAGGGCGGAGCUGGACACGCCCAGGGUGGGGCUGGACACGCCCAGGGUGGGGCUGGACACGCCCAGGGCGGGGCUGGACACGCCCAGAGAACCUCAGGACACGCCCCCACCCAAGCUGUGAAUGGCGCUGACCCCGCCCCCUCGGGCUCUGGACACGCCCCUGUCGCGACAGGCCACACCCCCACGCAUUAAAGCGCUUCCGUGUUCUGCC